AUGGCAGCCACCUUCUCCAGCCGCGUCUCCAUGUCCUCCGGAUCCUCCAUGGCAGGAGGUGCCUCUGCAGUUUCCAUGGCCUCCGGAGGUGGUGCUCGCAUGAGUGUGAUGCGGGCCGGCAGUGUCUACGGUGGUGCCGGAGGAGCUGGAGUUCGCAUCUCCAGUGCUGGUGCCGGGCUUGGGCUCGGUCUUGGUGGAGGUGCCGGUUUCGGGCUUGCUGCUGGCGGUGGUGCUGGUUUCGGCAUGGCUGCUGGUGGCGGUGGUGGUUUUGCCCUGGCUGCCGGUGGAGGAGCUGCAUUCGCAGCUGCCGCUGGUGCCGGCAAGUUCACCAUGCAGAACCUCAACGACCGUCUGGCCAGCUACCUGGCCAAGGUCCGUUCUCUGGAGAAGGCCAACGCCGAGCUGGAGCUGAAGAUCAGGCAGUUCCUUGAGGCCAGGACUGGUCCUGCUGCACAUGACUUUGGUGCAUUCUUUGUCACCAUCAGCGAACUCCAGGCUAAGAUCAUGGCCGUCAUCUCUAUCAGGGGAGGAACUUUGUUGGGCAUUGACAACGCCAAGCUGGCUGCCGAUGACUACAAAGUCAAAUUUGAAGCAGAGCAGUCCAUUCGUUUGUCUGUGGAGGCCGACAUUGCUGGACUGAAAAGGGUUCUGGAUGACCUGACUCUCACAAAGUCUGACCUGACCAUGCAGUUUACAUCCAUCCAGGAGGAAAUUGUCUUCCUGAAGAAGAAUCACCAGGAGGAUCUUCUGGCUGUUCGUGCUCUUGUCGGGUCUAAAGUAGACGUGGAGGUUGACGCUGCUCCUCAGGAGGACCUCAGCCUUGUCCUUGCCGGAGUCCGUGAGCACUACGAAACAGUGGCCGCAAAGAACAAACGUGAACUUGAAGCCUGGUUCCAGGCCAAGACGGAAGCUCUCAGCAAAGAAGUCCUCAGCAGCACAACCGUACUCCAGACAUCCUCAUCAGAACUUGCAACCUACAGAAGCACAGCACAGGCCCUUCAGAUCGAGCUCCAAGGCGUCAUCAGCAUGAAAGCAUCAUUGGAAGUAUCCCUGGUGGAAACAAAGACCCGCUUUGCUGCCAUGCUCGCUGGCUUCCAGGGUCAGGUGACCAGCUUGGAAGAGCAGCUUGCCGCUCUCCGCAUCAACCUUGAGCACCAGGGUCAGGAAUACGCCCUGCUUCUGGACAUUAAGACCAGACUGGAGCUGGAGAUUGCAGAGUACACCAGACUGCUCAACGGAGAUAUGAGCGCUUACAUCUCGUCCUCAUCCCGGAUGUCCACUUCCUCAGCGUCCUUGUCAGCCUCGUUGUCAGCAUCAGCAGCCACAGUGGUGGCUGCACCAGUGACCACCACAAGAACCAGAGUGGUGACCGUGACAGAGGAGCUGGUUGAUGGCAAGGUAGUGUCCUCCUCCUCCGCUUCUUCUAUUGUCGGAAUGUAAAAAGUUCUGCAAUAAGGCGAAGGCCCCUGGUGGAUGAUUUCACCAUCCCUAGUAACCAUUCCUGAGGAA
Messenger RNA from Engraulis encrasicolus (European anchovy), 1509 nucleotides. RefSeq names its product keratin, type I cytoskeletal 13-like. The record is from RefSeq and is a predicted model, not a curated record. Gene Ontology annotation, molecular function: structural molecule activity. Gene Ontology annotation, cellular component: cytoskeleton. The transcript has 7 exons. NCBI's taxonomy places the organism in Eukaryota, Metazoa, Chordata, Actinopteri, Clupeiformes, Engraulidae. Bases 1 to 1440 code for a protein of 479 amino acids.